AUGGCGUCGCCUCAGCAACUCCGUACUCCUCUGACUGAUCUUCUCAAGAUCAAACACCCAGUCCUUCUGGCUGGUAUGAACGUUGCGGCUGGCCCCAAGCUUGCUGCAGCUGUUACCAAUGCCGGUGGCCUGGGUGUCAUUGGCGGUGUUGGUUACACUCCAGAUAUGCUCAAGGAGCAGGUACAUGAGCUGAAGAGCUUCCUCAACGACAAGAAUGCUCCAUUUGGUGUUGAUCUCCUUCUCCCUCAAGUUGGCGGCAGUGCUCGCAAGACAAAUUAUGAUUACACUAAGGGAAAACUUGACGACUUGGUCACAAUCAUCAUUGAAAGUGGUGCGAAACUUUUCGUCUCGGCAGUUGGUGUUCCACCAAAGCAUGUUGUUGAGCGCCUCCACAAAGCCGGUAUUCUCUAUAUGAACAUGAUCGGACACCCGAAGCAUGUGCAAAAAUGUCUAGACAUCGGUGUGGAUAUCAUCUGCGCCCAGGGCGGUGAGGGUGGCGGCCACACUGGAGAUACCCCUACCUCAAUCCUUAUUCCAACUGUUGCAAAGCUUGUGCAGGGCCACAAGAGUCCACUGACCGGCCAACCGGUUCAGGUUGUCGCCGCCGGUGGUAUCUUUAACGGCCAAACUGUUGCUUCGGCCUUGAUGCUCGGUGCUUCUGGUGUCUGGGUCGGUACUCGAUUUGUUCUUUCGGACGAAGCUGGCGCACCACACGACCACCAGGAAGCCGUCAGGACUGCCGGUUUCGAUGACAAUGUCCGCACCAUCAUUUUCACUGGCCGACCGAUGCGUGUCCGCAUGAAUGAAUACAUCAGGAACUGGGAAGAGAAUCGAGUCCAAGAAAUGAAGGAUCUUACUAGCCAGGGUAUUAUUCCUGUUGAACAUGACUUUGAGGAGCUUGGUGAUGAUGUUGAUGACGAUACUAUCGAUAAUGCUCGCCCACAUUUGAUGGGUAAGGCUGCCGCUGUUGUCAACGAGAAGAAAUCGGCGAAGGCAAUCGUCGACGAACUCGUUACCGAUGCUGUUGCUUGGCUCAAGAAGGGCAAUGGCAUGAUCUCUAAAUUGUAG
Ophidiomyces ophidiicola is the source of this 1068-nucleotide messenger RNA. RefSeq lists its product as uncharacterized. The record is from RefSeq and is a predicted model, not a curated record. NCBI's taxonomy places the organism in Eukaryota, Fungi, Ascomycota, Eurotiomycetes, Onygenales, Onygenaceae. Gene Ontology annotation, molecular function: nitronate monooxygenase activity. The transcript is spliced from 4 exons. Bases 1 to 1068 code for a protein of 355 amino acids.